This is a messenger RNA of Anthonomus grandis grandis, 2362 nucleotides long. RefSeq names its product dynein intermediate chain 2, ciliary. NCBI's taxonomy places the organism in Eukaryota, Metazoa, Arthropoda, Insecta, Coleoptera, Curculionidae. The record is from RefSeq and is a predicted model, not a curated record. Bases 63 to 2288 code for a protein of 741 amino acids. Gene Ontology annotation, molecular function: dynein heavy chain binding; dynein light chain binding. Gene Ontology annotation, cellular component: outer dynein arm. The transcript is spliced from 2 exons. Gene Ontology annotation, biological process: outer dynein arm assembly; cilium movement.
CUGUCAACAACUGACACAAAAACAAACCCCUUUAGAGCAACCCCCUUUUAGAACCCGAAAAGAUGUCACCAGUUAAAACCCGUUUGUCCCUGAUGGCCUCGAUGAAAAAAAGCGCCGGCGGUAAAACCCAAGAGACGUACGACGAACUGGAAGAAUGGAAACGCGGCAGACAACUGCUGAAACCGAAGAGUCAACUGGACCUAACCGAACCCGAACUGAAAGAAACGAUAACGAACCAGUUGACUGGCGCCAAUCCCUUACAACCCGAUAGUUUGGUGGAGUUUAAUUAUGCGGUGGGUGAGUUUAUGCCGAUUCCCGCCCCCGGGAAUAUGGUGGUGGUCUACGAGGCGCAAGGUACCGCGUUACAUAAGGAAUCGGAGGAGGCCCACGCCCAAAUGAUCGAGCAAGGAAUCGAUCCGGCCGUGUACGAAGACGAGGAGGAGGAGGAGGCGGAGGAGGAGGAUGAAGAGAAACAGCAGGAGGAAUUGAAAACGGUUAAGGAGGAGCAGGAGGGAGGAGGAGGAGAAGAAGGGGCGGAGGGUGAAGAAGCCGAACCGAAAGACGAAGAUGCCGAGGACGAAGUCUCGACCAAACCCGAAAAGGAGGAAGAAGCGGAAGGCGAGGGCGAGGGCGAGGGCGAAGGGGAACCGAAAGCGGAACCGGCCAAGGCGGCGCCCCCCAAGGGCGGCAAACCGCGCAAACUAACGAACCAGUUCAACUUUUGCGAACGGGCCGCGUUAACCUACAACAACCCGACGCGAUCACAAGAGACGCAAACGGUUCCGCCCCCGAUGGCCACGUUUUCCGCGAACGUGCUCCAAUGGGUGAUCUACGACGCUUAUCAGAAGGAUUACGAGCAGCAGCAGCUGGAGAAAGAGCUGGAACGCGAGCGAAAAGAAAAGGAUAAAGCGCCGGUGUCGAAACAUCAAGCGCCGAAGAAGAGCCAAGGGAGAGCGCAGCUGAGCGAAGCUGUCCAAGGUAGAGUGCUCGAAUGUUGGAAGGUGCUGGAACGGAUGAUUAAUCAGAACACUUAUGACGAUAUCGCCAAGGAUUACCGAUACUGGAACGAUCCGUCCGAUGAGUUUCGCGAGGAGGAGGGCACCCUCUUGCCUCUAUGGAAAUUCAGCUACGACCGAACGAAGAAGAACACCAUAACCGACUUGGACUGGAACCCUUACUAUUACGAUCUGUUUCAAGUGUGUUUUGGGUUCUUUGACUUCCUUAAACCCACCCCGGAGGGCGCCGUGUGCAUUUUCACCCUGAAAAAUCCCUCGUUUCCCGAUUACAUUUGCAUGACCGAGUCGGGAGUGAUGUGCUCGGACACCCACCCCAAGUAUCCCUACAUGGUGGUGAUCGGACUGUACGACGGUAGCGUGCAAGUGUUUAACGUGGAGGCCACAUGCAAAACGCCCGCUUUCAAGAGCAACAACGUCACGAAUAAACAUAAGGGGAUCGUGUGGGAGGUGAAGUGGGCCCCGGACUUGCCCGAUGGGGAGUUGAACUUUUUUUCGGUCUCUUCGGAUGGUAAUAUUAACAAUUGGGUGCUGAUGCAGAACGAGUUGGCGGUGACCACGAUUUUAACGUUGUUCCUGGAUAAGGACCCGGUUCCGGGACCCGACGGGACCAGUUUGAAAGUAAAAGGGUGCGCCACUUGCAUAAAACUGCAUCCCAAGAACCCGCUGAUUUAUUUGGUGGGCACCGAGGAGGGUCAGAUUUACAAGUGCAGCACCGCCUACAGUUCGAUGUGUUUGUUGACUUAUAACGCGCAUUUGCUCCCUAUAGGGCGUAUAGACUUUAACAAGUAUAACUCGGACAUAUUCGUUUCUUGUAGUAGCGAUUGGCGCAUUAAAAUAUGGGAGGAUAAUCGGUUGGAGCCGCUUUUUGUGUUCGAUUUAGGUGAUCGGGUGGGUGACGUUAAGUGGGCUCCGUAUUCCUCCACCGUGUUCGCCGCGGUCACCUGUGAGGGUAAAGUAUACGUGUUCGAUUUAAAUGUGAAUAAGUACAAACCGAUUUGCGUGCAAGCGGUGGUGAGCAAAAGGAGAAAUCGGCUCACCAGGCUGUCGUUUAAUCCCAAAUUGCCGAUUUUGAUUGUGGGUGAUGAUAAGGGGUGUGUUACCACCCUUAAAUUGUCGCCGAACUUGCGAAUACCGUGCAAGGCACCCAAGAAGCAACAGUAUUUGGACCAGUGGACUUUGCAGUGCAUGAAGUUGGAUAAAUUGUUGGCUUUGGUGAGGGAACCGGUCACCUUGACUUUGCCCGAGGAUACCGCUGGGUCUGAGGAGUCUUAAUUUUUGUUGUUUAUUGUGAAUUAUUAAAUAUUUAAAGAGAUUUUUAGAGUACAAUCAAGUCUUUCAAAAUCUUC